This is a messenger RNA of Dicentrarchus labrax (European seabass), 5850 nucleotides long. RefSeq names its product cingulin-like protein 1. The transcript is spliced from 23 exons. NCBI's taxonomy places the organism in Eukaryota, Metazoa, Chordata, Actinopteri, Moronidae. Gene Ontology annotation, cellular component: myosin complex. The coding region runs from base 706 to 3435 and encodes 909 amino acids. The record is from RefSeq and is a predicted model, not a curated record.
GUGCGUGCGGCAGGUGUAGCCCUGGCCCCACCCACAAGGCAAACUUCUGUCAGGCAGAAAGUUGAUGCUGUCAGUCCCAGCAGAGCAGCGCCGCAGAGGGAGCGUUAACAGCAUCCAGAGUUCCAGAGAAACAGAGAGGACUUCCCUGCUUCGCUCGACAAACUACGGCAGUUGAUAGAAGCCAAAGUUCACAUCCUACAGUCCCCCAUCACUGAGGAGCAACAGGGUUCGGUGUGCGAGGAGAACCCAGGGAGAGGAGGACUGUGGAAGUUUGCAGCUUUGAGUAAAGAGCUGACCUUUCACCUCCAGCAGCUGCAGAGACAGACAGAGCAGGAGCUCAGCAACAUACACACACAACUGUUGCAGAUUGAAGGCCGUCAGCAGCUGCUCGCCACUGAGCUUUCUAAUCUUCGGGAGAAGAAGAAACAGACUGAACAGGAGCUGCAGAGAAACUCCAGCCUUCAGGCGUCCACUUUUCAGCUGUGUGCUUGUCGCGAGCUCCAGACCUCCAUCACCGAGCAUUUGCUCCAGUCAGAGAGGCUGGUGUUCCAAGAGGAGGCACUGAGCACGCUCCGUAAUCUGCUGACCCAAGACCUGCAGAGGUACCAGGAAGAGACGCAGAAACUGACCUGCUUCACACAGAAAAUACUCAGACAAUCCCACAGGUCGGAGGAAACAUUCAGCAGCAGGCAGAGUGACCGCGGCAUGCAGGGAAAGAACGAGACAGAACAAGAAAACAACAUGCAAUCGCCCGAGUCCUAUUCCUCCCAAUCACCCCUUAGUCCUCACACCAAAGAAGAGGCAGAGCAGGCCUGGAGAGCCAGUCACAAGAAGCCGUCUGCAGGCCUGUCCCGCAGUUCAAACCUGCACAGAGCCGGCAGCAUCAAAGACCUGAUCAGUAAAUUCUCUGGUCAGGAUUACGUCUCUUCUUCCGGAUCCCCAAACAGCCCUACUUCUGGAGCAGGACGAGUCCUAAAGUUUGUUUCCAUGGAGGCUCUCAAGUCUCCGACGUCCAAGUCGAGUCCAUCCACACCAACCAGUGUCGGACAAGAAGAGAGUCCAGUUCCCUGCAUCACUGUGACCCCUCCGUUCAGGGAAAACAGUCAGAACGGGGCGCAACCAGCUCAGAAAGAUGCUAAAACUAGUCAGAUCACUGCAAGAAUGGAUUGUCCAGUAGGAGGCAGCGCUGAGAAGACCAAUUCAAAGGCAAAACAAAACAAAACGCAAACUACACACUCUGGUAGAGACUCGGUGGCUGACUCCGGCAUGGGAUCGGAGUCUGAAUUCGAUUCGAACAAGCAGCCAGACAGCCCGUCAGAGGACGAGCCCUCCACACCACGGACCGUGCCGACCAGCCAGAACCCAAAAUAUCAGCUUUUCCUCAACAACGAGAUGAGGACCAAUGGGGUGAGCGGCAGGGAUGCAGAUGGUCCGGGAAGCGGUGGGUCGGUGGGGGAGAACGGCCCCAGGCUGGCCCGAUCGGAGAGCAACCGGCUGGGGACGAACCACUACCGAGGGUCCCUGGAGUCCCUGGCCUCGCGGGACUGGGACACUAUGUCUGAAAGGUUUGGUAAUGUUGACAGCCCUUCCAGGGUGUUCAACAGUCCGUAUGCCACGGCCACCUCCAUGGAUUACAACCCCAUGCACCGAAUGUCUGAGUUCAAGGUUCAGGGUGGACUGUCCCCUGCCACCUCAGAGAUGAACCUGUACAGCUUCAACAGUCGCAGCACCAGUCCAGUGGGCAUGGGCAUGGGCACUCCCACCCUCAGCCCUCGCCCCCGCUUCUCCGCCUACGACACCCUGGUGAGGAGGAGGACCGAGAUCAACACCCCUGUGGUGCCCUCCCACACCCACUACAGCAUGCGCUCUGCCACUCUGGGAGCCCCCAAUAAAAAAGACUACAUAGAGGAGUUGACCAAGCAGCUGGACGCCUGCCAAAAGCGUAACCAGUUCCUGGAAGCAGAGAGUGUGGAGAUGGAGAAGGAGAGGAACCAGAUACGGUUUGAGAUGCGCGGUCUGCUGGUGAACAACGAGGACCUGCUGAGGACCAACACUCAGCUGACCAACGAGCUGAAGAGGAUGAGAGAGCAGAUGAUAGAGAUGGAGAGAGAGAAACAGUCCAUAGGCGAGAGAGUCAGAGAGAUGGAGAUUGAGGUGAAGGAGGCCCGGAACGUGAUGGUGGAGGCAAACACUCAGGAGUACGCCUUCAAUUUUCUGGAGCAGUCGCUCAAAAACAGGAUCAAGGAUGCUGAGGAGAACCUGGAGAAGCAAACGCAGCACACCAAGACUCUGUCUGAGAAGUUGUGGCUGACAGAGAGACAGCUGGAGGAGCUGGAGGUCAACAGAGGAACCAGAGACAAGAAGACAUCUGAACUCAACAGCACCAUACUCAGGCUGGAGACGGAGCUGGGCGAGGCCCUGCAGGUGUCCACACAGGCUACAGCAGAGCUGAACCUGCAGCAGAAGCUGCGUGAGGACAGCACGCUGAGGGUGGAGGAGCUGGAGGAGUCUCUGCUGGAGAAGGAGCAGGAGCUGCAGAGACUGCAGGCCCUCGUCAACAGACUGCAGGGAGAGGUCUCUGGUAAGCUGAUUGAUAAGGAGCAGACGCUGGAGGAGGAGAUCCAGCUGAGGGAGAAGAUACAGCUGCAGUGUAAGCAGGCGGAGAGGAUGGUGGACGACCUCCACAUGGAGCUGCAGACCGCCAACCAGGCCAAAGAAGACCUGAUCAAACAAGUCAAACAGGCUCAGGAGAAGAUGAUCGACCUGGAGAGCGACCUGGAGGAGCUGCACGACAGCGAGCAGAGAUGGGCCGCCAAGCACAAGAGAGCCAUCGAACAGACUGAGCAGCUGCAGCUGAAGCUGAUCCAGGAGAAAGACCUCAACGACCUGCUGGAGACUGACAAGGCUGCCAUGGAGAGACAGCUGCGUGAGCUGCGUCUGGAGGUGGAGGAGCUUCACAGCUCCAGAGUUCAGGAGGACGUUAUCUCCAGGACAGAGAGCAGAGUCAAAGAGCUGGAGAACACUCUGAGGACCGAGGAGAGGAACAAAGCAGUUCUGACAAACACCAUCAGCAAACUGGAGAGGAGGAUCAACGAGCUAAGCGACCAGAUGGAAGAGGAACACAGGAUAGCUACCGAACAGAAAGACCUGAUGACCCAGAGGAUCCGCACCCUGAAGCGUCAGGUGAAUGAGGUGGAGGAGGAGGCGAGCAGGAAGGAGGCGCAGUACCGCCACACCCAGAGAGAGCUGGCCGAGGAGAGGGAGACAAGCAGCCGGCUGCAGAGACAGCUGCUCGACCAGCACAUGCAGACAAAGCGUAAGGAGACUCUGAACAUUCGUCAGACUCUGGACAACCUGAGGCUGGACCUGAGUGUCGACGAUGAGGACGACGAUCAGCUGCUGCAGCAACAGACCGCCAGCGUCACCAAAGUCUAAACCCUCACACUCCCUCUCUCCCGUCCUACAAAACAUAAAGCAUCUUCACACUGACAGCGUCAGGGUGCGUCCACAUGUGACCAAGCUGCCACUUUAUUACAGCCAGGAGGCAUUCAGUCCAUUCUAUUGUGAUCAACACUCAACUUCUCAGGAAAAAAAACAGUAUUGGCUGAGAAUGAGGAGUUCAUAUUCAUCAUCAGGAGUUUCAGCUAUGGAGGGAAAUGGCUAGACAGGAAAAAAGAAGUGUUUUUUUCCCAGCAGGAUUUUUUCUUUUGUCACUGUCGGCUCCAUUUUGCUAGAAGUUGCAAAUGUUGAUGAACACUUUUUAGUUGUUACAGAUUGUAUUUCCCAGUAAGCUCCUAGGAAGUGUCCUGGAAAGAACUGUGUAAUCUGGUACUAAUUACAGGAAAAAUACAGACAAAAUCAUUCAUUUUCCGUGAAAAGAUUUUCUCCAUUUAAACACGUGUAUAUAAAUCCAUAAUGAAUUUAUUACUGGAAACUUUAUUCUCCAUAUAUGUUGAAUUGUAAACCUGCUGAUAGACCAGUUUGACACUCUGACUAAAAACACCAGAUUUUUUUCUACCAUUAGUAUCAAAUGACCUAUUUCUUUGCAGGAAACCUCUGAUGAAAUUGUUAGGAAAUUACUGCCCUUACAGAUGUAUUGCCCUCUCCUGGUGGCCAGCCGGAAUUACAACAGUAAUCCAUUCAUAAACACUCACAAAGAGCAGUGUAGACACAGCCUCACUGUCAGUGCGACUGACUUGGACGCACAAUGAAGACAUGUUUAACAUCAUCUUUUCUCCUUUUCUAUUACAUAGAAUAUUAAAUAGAAUCGUGCCUUGGUAAUGAAUGCGCAGGAGCUUGGUGCAGAGAGACAUAAAGGGAAAGCUUGCUGUGGACAAUAAUGGCAUACAGUGAUAAGGAUUUGAUAAAGAUGCCUUGUUGUUUUUAAUCUGUUCUCGCUACAACAAACCGAAUGAGCUUUACACAGCCAGAAGUACAUUCUGGAGAGAGAAAUUUCUACAAUAUCCAGUUGCACAAAAGCUUUAUGGACUUAAACUCUGACCGACUUAAGUUUGAUGACAUUUAGAACGGGACUUAUUUCAGUUGUUUUUUUUAAAUAUAUUUUUGGAAAAAGUUCAAACUCUAAGAAUCAGCGGUUCCUUGUAAAUGUGACAAACUUCUCAGAUUUUGCGUUGUUUGUUUUUAUUUGUUGGAGCUUUGCUGAUUUCCCCUGUUAGAAGCUGUGUAGUUUAACACAUUCACCUGCAGUAUUUGAACAUAUUCCACACUGGUUGCUGACACAUUACUGACUGCAGAGGAGGGACCUUUGGAUGUGAUUGUAGCUGUUUUUGAUUCACACACAAUUACGAGAUUAUUUAUAUUGAACUUUGUUUAUGUUGUUUUUAUGAUUUGAAGAUUAUUGAACUUUCUGUGUUUGCAAUUGCUUGCGGGGCAAAGAAAUGAUUGUAGAGAAUGACAUUCUUUUGUAUUAUUUUAGAGAUGUGUUUUGUUAAAGGGGUUUACCGCUGUACUGAUACUUGCUGUGCUUCCCACAUACAGUAUCUGGUUAGGAAAAAAAAAAAAAUCUCACUACACACUUGGCAUUAACUCUGCGUCUUUAUUAAUUUUAUCAAAAUUCACUAAUGUCACAAAAAUAAAAAAGUUUUAAAAUGUUUAAAAACAGCUGAGACGUUUUAGUUCUCAUAAGUAGAAUAAAUGUCUGAGUACAGUUUGGAUCCAAGAUGUGUGUUAAUGCAACUUGUGGAAGAGGAAAAAAAGUAGAAUAUUAAUUAGAAACACAGUUUAUAUGCUAUGUGGUUUUCUGUAGCAUCUGUUUAAUGUGUUAAUGUGUGUUUUCUUUUCCCUUUAAAAGAAAACUAAGCGCACAGACAGAAACAAACAGGGCUCGGUUGUUGGUUUCAUUCUCAGAUACUGACUGUGGCCAAAAAGUUUGCCAAUACUUUAAUUUGAAAGAACGCUCACUUCCUGAGCAGUGAGUACGUUGAACCCAGGCAACCGUCCACGCUCCCUGCUUGAAGGAUGUCUGUCGUGAACGCAUAAAGCUAAUACUCAGAUACAGUUUGGAUUCUGUUAUGUUUACAUUUGUUGGUGUCUUUUGCUUUUUUGGAAACAGGAGUCUAAAUCAUAUUUCAGCUGUUGGGAAUGUAAAUGCUACACCGUGUCACUAGUGUUUUAUUUUUAAUUUUUAAAAUUGUAUCUUUUCUCACAACGAAAGAAAGCAAGGGUGUCUACACAUAUGUAAAAAGAAAUUGAACACACUGACUAUUUUUGUAACUACCUUCAUUCUACCGGUUCUGCUGUUCUCGGGUAUUUAUUUUUGUUUUUCCCAUUCUCUCUUUUGGUGAGAAGUUUCUUAGUACAAAAUGCAAAUAAAGUCUUCUCCACUGUGAA